Molecule: messenger RNA, 1588 nt
Organism: Xyrauchen texanus (razorback sucker)
Lineage: Eukaryota; Metazoa; Chordata; Actinopteri; Cypriniformes; Catostomidae
Gene: gstz1
Product: glutathione S-transferase zeta 1
Exons: 9
Coding region: 824-1486 (220 amino acids)
Biological process (GO): L-phenylalanine catabolic process; glutathione metabolic process
Cellular component (GO): mitochondrion; cytoplasm
Molecular function (GO): glutathione transferase activity; maleylacetoacetate isomerase activity
Source: RefSeq, a predicted model, not a curated record
AUGUUUGUUCUAGGAAGAUAUAUGACACGACAAUAUCCUUUGUUUUAUCAAUUUUCUCGAACAGCGCGUGCUCAGUUUAAGCUUAAGUAUAUAACUUUUGAGUUUUAAUACUGUCUCCUAUCCAAUCUUAAUAUGCAGAGACAGCUAUAUGCAAGCCAUUCGUAUGAUUAUUUUCUUGAACACUGUAAGCACUGUGUGUCUUUAACGCUAUGAAAAUACCUCUGUUUGUUUUGACAUUGACUCGACCAAUGCCGUGAGUUGGGGCGGGACUAUUUCUUUGUUUGACAAACGACCAGUGUUCAGAAACCUAUUUUGAAAACAAAAGACAAUUUUUUGCAAUUCAGUUUUUUUGCGCUAGUGGUUGAUACAUUACACAUUUCGUCUUUUCCCAUUUCCGUUAUCAGAGGACAAAAUCAAGUAAAUGCAUUGUUUUGAACCAAACUGUUGUGUUGCAGCGUCGAUGAGUCCGAAUCGUUUUAGCGAAUCGGCUCGUUCGAAUGGUUCGUUUGCUUAAUAAAUCUGUUCAAAAGAAAUCGAUUCACUUGAGUCAUCGCUCAAAAAUGUUCUCCGCGUGGUAUUUUACGGUUCUUUUAUGUUACAAAUUAUAUCACUGAACAUUAUAGCCUAUAUAUUGUGUCGCAUGCUGUUUUGUUUAUUGUUCCAAAACUUGUGUUAAAAAAAAAAAAAAAAAACAUUAUUUCAAACGAAUGACAAAUGCCUUGCGAAUCGGUUUGACCGAGUCUUCAAAAGAACGAGUCCUUAGUGAUUCGGAACUUUCUACUCUACUCAUCUAAUUUCUUCUUGGGUACCCACAAUCACAGAUAUGUGUGCUUCAGCUGCACGUUUUAUCAAGCCUGUUCUGCAUGGAUAUUUCAGAAGUUCUUGCUCUUGGAGAGUCAGGAUAGCAUUUGCAUUGAAAGGGAUCGAGUAUGAGCAAGUACCAGUAAAUCUAAUCAAGGAUGGUGGGCAACAGCUCACAGAUCAGUUUAAAGCAUUAAAUCCAAUGCAGCAAGUACCUGCAGUCACCAUAGAUGGCAUCACCUUGUCUCAGUCGUUGUCCAUCAUUCAGUACAUUGAGGAAACUCGGCCAGGGACCCGCCUCCUGCCUGCAGACCCAAAGCAGCGUGCUCAGGUCCGCAUGAUUUGUGACAUCAUUUCCUCUGGGAUCCAGCCGCUUCAGAACCUGUAUGUGCUUCAGAAAAUUGGAGCAGAGAAGGUACAGUGGGCUCAACAUUUCAUCACCAGAGGAUUUGAAGCCCUUGAGCCGAUCCUAAAACAGACGGCAGGGACGUACUGUGUAGGUGAUGAGAUAUCCAUGGCAGAUAUUUGUCUUGUGCCCCAAGUCUACAAUGCUGAAAGGUUCAAGGUGGAUAUGAUCCAGUUCCCUACUAUCAAAAGGUUAAAUCAGACCUUACUUGAGAUUGAGGCCUUCAAAGUGAGUCAUCCAUCUUGUCAGCCUGAUACACCAGAUGACAUACGUGCAUAAUUUUGUAAAGAUCCAUACUGAAAUUAAUAAAACUUUUUGAAUACAUUUGUACCAGACUGUUCAUUAAAAAGUUAAGACCGUUCAGUUUCUGUUUUUGCAAAC